AUGAAACGCCCAGUUACUCAUGCACAGGUCUCACAGUGGGAGGCUAUUAGGAAGAAGAAACGUGCUGAAAAGGAGAAAAUUGAAGCUGAAAUACGCAGACUUGAAGCUAUACAAGUAAAUGGUGCUGCUACAAAUAUCAGACCAGAAAACGAGUACUUACAACAAACCGUCAAUGUACCCAAACGAAAACUACAACCAGAAAUAGAUCUAGAUAACGACGAACCACAUUGGUUCUCAAAAAAGAAGACAGAAACAGAAUGGUCACCAAUCACCACAGGAGAAACCGAAGAGGUGUUUAAAUUCUUAGAUAGUAUAAAAAACCCUCCAACUUCACCUAUACCUAUUGCCAGCACUUCACACCAAGAAAACCCUCAAUCAGAUGAAUUUGACGACUUUAUAAAAACAUUGAAAGAAAUGACUGGUACUGAACCAGAACACGAAGAAGAUCAAUUAUGGACCAUUGUUUACAGAGGUCCUCCACCAAAAUUUGUUAAGGGUAAUCGUAUUAACACAAUCAUAAUAAAUCAUUUUGAUCACUAUCACUUUGUUUUCCAAUCAUCCAUUCAUAAUCGAUUCCGCACUAUGCGUAAUAUAUUAAAUGCCGGUGGUAUAACAUGCGACGUAGGAGUAACUUUACAAGCUGUGCGAAACUGGCACGUUUUCAUGGCAUAUCUAGUCCGGAAAACAAAUUACACGUCUGAAUUAAUUGGCAUUAAGCUCAAAAAUUAUUAUGAUCAAUUUCAGCUCGUUACACUUAAUGAAAAAGAUUGUUCACUAUUUACGAGAGAAUCUUGUAGAGAAUCACGACCAUUGAAUAAUAAUCGAAUGCACAGGAGAACACAUUUGAUGGAUUUGGUUACACUACAUAAUGUUACACAAAUGCGACAAUUUAAACAUAAAUUAUCGGCUGAGACCAGAGCGAAUGAAUACGAUGAAUACGGCAAACAAUGGGAAGAAACUGCUCUACUAUGUAUCGAAAUUUAUAACGAAACUAACAUGAAGAAACAAAUGUCAGCUUCAUUUCUGGAAUGGAUCUCCGAAAAUCACCACGAAAAAUAUUGCUACCAUCCAGAUCCGGUGGUCCGAUGCUUUUUUUAA
Messenger RNA from Schistosoma margrebowiei, 1098 nucleotides. The record is from the annotation of a GenBank genome assembly. NCBI's taxonomy places the organism in Eukaryota, Metazoa, Platyhelminthes, Trematoda, Strigeidida, Schistosomatidae.